AUGGCCCCCCCCACCAAGGUCUUCUCCCUCGAGGGAAAGGGCCUGAAGCUGGACACCGCCCAGGACCUCGAGGCUCACAUCGCCGACUUGCGCGCCAUGCACGACGUCGAGGAGGUGAGGCUACUAGGCAACACCCUCGGAGUCGGCGCCUGCCAGCUUCUCGGCGAGGUCCUGGCCACCAAGAAAUCGUUGCAGGUUGCCAAUCUUGCCGACAUAUUCACCGGCAGGCUGCUCAGCGAGAUCCCCGACGCCCUGUCUUCUCUCCUGACUUCGAUCCUGAACCUGCCCAACCUGCGGACAAUCAACCUCAACGACAACGCCUUCGGCCUCAACACUCAGGCGCCCCUGGUGGCCUUCCUCGCCAGGCACGUCCCCCUGCAGCACCUGUACCUCAACAACAACGGCCUGGGUCCCCACGCCGGCAUCCUGGUCGCCGAUGCCCUCUCCGAGCUGCACACCAAGAAGGAGGAGGCCCGCAAGUCCGGCCAGGAUGUCCCCUACCUCGAGACCGUCAUCUGUGGCCGCAACCGCCUGGAGAAUGGCAGCAUGACGGCCUGGGCCAAGACCUUCAGCCUGCACGACAAGGUCAAGGAGAUCAAGAUGGUGCAGAACGGCAUCCGUCAGGAGGGUAUUUCCCACCUGCUGAGCGAGGGCCUCAACCGCGCCACCGAGCUCCACACCCUCGAUCUGCAGGACAACACCUUUACCCUCAUGGGCGCAAAGGCCCUGGCCAAGGUGGUCCCCACCUGGACUGAGAUCCAGGAGCUCGGCAUCGGUGACUCGCUCCUGGGGGCCAAGGGAGGCGUGCUUCUCGGCUCUGCCCUCGCCAAGGGGAGGAACCAAAAACUUCAGAUUCUGCGCCUACAAUAUAACGACAUCACCGCGCCUGGCGUAAAGGGGCUGGCCGAGGCUGCCAAGGACGGCCUUCCUGCCCUGAGGAAGCUGGAGCUCAACGGCAACAAGUUCUCCGAGGAGGACGAGUCGAUCCUGGCGCUGCAGGCGCUCUUCGAGGACCGCAAGGAGAAGCUUGGCGGCGAUGUCGUGGAUGAGGAUGCGUGGGGUCUUGACGAACUGGACGAGCUGGAAGAAGUGGAUUCUGACGAGGAAGAGGAGGAGGAAGAAGAGGAGGAGGAGGAGGAAGAGGAGAUCGAGCCCGAAAAGAGGGCCGAGAAGCUCAUCAAGGAGGCCGAGGAGGCCCAGGAGGAGCCCACGGUCCAGCUCAAGGACGCCGAGGUCGACUCUUUGGCGAAGAAGUUGGAGAAGACGACCAUUUAA
Neoarthrinium moseri is the source of this 1275-nucleotide messenger RNA. RefSeq lists its product as uncharacterized. The coding region runs from base 1 to 1275 and encodes 424 amino acids. NCBI's taxonomy places the organism in Eukaryota, Fungi, Ascomycota, Sordariomycetes, Amphisphaeriales, Apiosporaceae. Gene Ontology annotation, cellular component: nucleus; perinuclear region of cytoplasm; cytosol. Gene Ontology annotation, molecular function: small GTPase binding; GTPase activator activity. The record is from RefSeq and is a predicted model, not a curated record. Gene Ontology annotation, biological process: activation of GTPase activity; nucleocytoplasmic transport. The transcript is spliced from 2 exons.